GGAAACAUUAUUCAACUGAUUGAACAAUGGAAGUACCCCACAAUCAAGGCGCAAGAAAAUCAGUUGUACCUGGUGGUGCUACUCUUGAUAAAAAGACUUUGGAUAAACUAUUGAAUCAGCGCAUAAGUGGUUCAGUAACAUGCCAGAAACAAUUCCAUUCUCUGCCCAAAGAAUAAGGGAAGGUCCAUUCCACUUCCCACCCCCACCACCGACAGAUCCUAACUUACUGUUCAAGAGUCUGUACAAACUGAUGAAUUAUCUUACCGUCGAGUGGUGUGGUGGUGACUUACCUGCCCAUUUGGGCUUUGCUUUUGGCUCAGAAUCACCAGAUCUAGCAGACCAGUGUUUUGACCUUUGCAUGGCCAUUUCCAACACCACUGUUCACAUCAAGAAACAGAGGCUUGAUGAGGUAUUUGCGGAGUGCCAUGUUCUUCAUCCGUUUCUAGAUGUCAGCGUAACAUCUCCAUCUCUGAUGAUAUACGGGUCUCUCUCUUCCAACAUCAGACAUUAUCACAAACUGUGGGUAACACCGCGCGGAGUUCUUGUUAACGAACAGCCCAUGCUUUCCAGGGAGAUAUCCAACACAUCUGUCUUGUAUAUUAACAUUCACUUCAGAUAUAACAUAAAGCCAACGGAAAUAAAAGAUUUGAUGUGUUAUUAUUUGACACGACUGAACAUUGGCUGCCGUGAGAAUUUGGUAAUUGACAUGAAGUUUGAACAUGGACCACGUUACUUUUUCCCUCGAUACCCAAAAGCAGGAAAUUCAGAUCUUACCCGUUCAAAUGGUGCUGUUUUCGUGAAAGUGUGCAAAAAUUGCCAAUCUUGUCGGAUCCAAUCUACAAAAGCCAGAGAGAUUACCAUACAAGAUCAGAAACUGAAUGUAAGAAUCUGCACACGUCAGUGUUUUGGAAGUGAAUACGGCAGACCAUGUACUGACAAACGAUUUAAAGGUAAACUCACUAUUCUGGGUCCUGGUGGAAUUCCCGUACUUUACUUAUCAGAUACUGAUUUCUACAGCCAGUUUAAUAAGCUUGUACAGAAGUGGCCUUGCAUGUCCGACAAUCAAACCCACCUUAUUUUGAUAUUUGAGUGUCCAGUGUCGAGGAAGAACAUCCAUCAGAUCAUGACACUUCUCCAUGACACCUGUUUCCAGGUUUUCAGCAAAUACCAAACCUCCUUCAAAACUUCUGUAACUCAACUUCUUGGUAGUAGAUCAUCUGGCUCGAGUAGCACGACUGUAGAUCUGGUUGCAGCUAGCAGAAAUCUAGCCAGAGGCAUCUCGGAAAUCGUGGAGCUCAGUAAAAAUGAAGACUUCAAAAAAACUGUGAAAGAUUUGCUCCCUUACGACACCAUGGAGACGCUCCAAGAAUCUAUACUGAACAAAUCUCGUCAGUUUGGUAUUCAAGAACCUCGUAUAAUUGAGGGAGCUGAUGAUGGUGAACCGUUUGCCAAGCGGAGAAAGUUGAAACCCUCUCCUACUCAAGAAGUACAGGAAAUACCUGGUGUUUCUGUGGGAGGGUUCUGGUUUACUGUGACCGGCGAGGAGUCUAUAGGGAAGGAGCAAGGGAAGGAGACAAGAACUGAGGGAUUGGAGACAAGAACUUUAACUGAGGGAUUGGAGACAAGGACUGAGGAUUUGGAGACAAGGACUGAGGAUUUGGAGACAAGGACUGAGGAUCUGGACGAUUUUCAGUCCCUGCAAUGACAACACGAUUGAAAGGUCAGAUGAUAUGCUUAACAAAAUGAUGAUAUUAGUGUAAAUAGGCAAUAUCGAAAUAUUUGUUGCCAAUGUUGUUGCUUUUAUUCAAUGCUAAUGAAAUGUUUGUUUUUUGUGAAAAGUACCAAUCGUGUAGUUAUAUCAUUAUUGUGUAAAAACAUAAUCAGAAUUGAUUAAUGAACGACUUAAAAUCAAUCAUAAUUACAAUCAUUCGUCAUGACUUUAUUAUUUUGUAAUUUUUUCGAUGUUUGCUUAAUCGUUCAGCUGAUAAUGCGCUUGGUAUGGAUGAUAAGUUUUUAGCUUCGUUUGAAUACUGUUAAUUAUUACAAUUAACAAUGUGCCCAAGGAAUCGUUCACAUAUCACGUGACCCAGAUUUUAAAACCAUAAUUUACAUCACAUUAAAGCCAUCUUGACCGUAAAAUGUGAACGGUCCCUCAACAGAAUUUCAGUUUCAAUGUUUUUUUCUUUGAAAACACAUUUGAGAGAACUUGUAUACAUUAUAAAUAACACUUGCAAAUCGAUUACGAAAUACAUAUGCCUUAAUCUUUUUGAGUUUAAUUUUCUUUCCAAACUGGUCUGAAUGGUAUACAAAUUAUUACUGGGAAAAAUUCGUUGAAGAUUUUUUUCAUUCAGUUGAUAAAUUUUCGGUUUGAUUGCAACAAAUUGCUCUAAAAUUAAGGGUUUAAAGGCUAAAAGGGCAAAUAUAUUGAGGAACAUAAUGAGGAAUAGAACAAGAGAUAUUUUAAAGUACUCAGAUUAAAUCUAUGAUAUCUCAAGAACGGAACAUCCUAUUUGAACAUAUUAAGAUAAUUCAGUUCUAUGAAAUAUCAAGAUGUGUUUUUUGACCGCCAACAAUCCUUAAUUCAUUGGAUCGCUAUUUUAUUCUAUGUUUGAAACUCUAAAUUAAUGGUUA
Molecule: messenger RNA, 2631 nt
Organism: Bolinopsis microptera
Lineage: Eukaryota; Metazoa; Ctenophora; Tentaculata; Lobata; Bolinopsidae
Exons: 2
Coding region: 140-1705 (521 amino acids)
Source: RefSeq, a predicted model, not a curated record